Aegilops tauschii subsp. strangulata is the source of this 1281-nucleotide messenger RNA. The record is from RefSeq and is a predicted model, not a curated record. NCBI's taxonomy places the organism in Eukaryota, Viridiplantae, Streptophyta, Magnoliopsida, Poales, Poaceae.
AUGCCAACUAAGUUUGAGGCUGCCUGGAAAAGACUCAUGGAUAGGUACAACCUCCAUGAUGAUGCCACGAUGGUGGCCAUGUGGAACGAGCGUGAGAGAUGGAUAUCAGCCUACUUCAAAGAAAUUUUCUGCGCCAAAAUGACAUCCACACAACGAAGUGAGAGCAUGAACUAUGUGCUCAAGAACUUCGUAAGUGAGAGACAAAACCUACAACGGUUUGUCAGCCAGAAGGAACAAAACAUGCUGACCUUCUAUGGGUUUGACACCCAGAUGGCAAAGCUUUACUCACGAGUUGUGUACAGCGAGAUCAAAAAAAGGCUAAAACUGAGCACACUCUUCACGGCAACAGAGACGGAAGAGCCCACAAAGUACCUCGUGCGCUACAACAACCUGCAAAAACUGUCUACGUGGGCUCAGCACGCGUUCCAGGUGGUUGCAGACCCCGUGGGAGAAACAUAUGAGUGCGAGUGCAAGCUAUGGGACCACACAGGUAUUUUCUGCGUGCAUGUCCUGUGCAUGAUGCAGACAAUUAAGGCUGCCAGCGUUCCAGAGAAAUACAUCCUCAGGAGAUACACCAAACGCCCGAACAUCCAGCCAACAUUCAACAAAAAUGACUUGAGAACAGUAGCGUCAAACAAGGCAUCCCAAUACUGCAUUGAAAGCUCACUGCUGACGCUGAACAUGAGGUUGCAUAGAAAAAGCUUGAGAAGCCAAGAGCAAAUGGCGAGGUCACGGGUCGUCAUGGACAAACUUGAACAAGAACUCGACGCCAUGCAUUCUGCUGAAAACGGAGGUGUCGCGGACAAUGAAGCCAUUGAGCAGGAUAUUGCUACAAUGUUAUCCGAGAUGAACCAUCUGGGAGCUAUUGACCCAUUCGACAAAGAGGAAGAUGCCACUGUCAACAAGCAAACGCUGCAGAAGCAUAUUGGAGCCGCCCAGGUUUCUACCAAUGGAGACAACACAUGUAACAGCUACACUUGCCGCAAGUGUGGAGGAACUGACGGACAUAAUGCCCGCAAGUGCAAAGUGGGCAAGGAGGUCAGUGGCGCUGAACAGAAACAGGGCAAGGUCCAGAGUUCCAAAAAAUCAAAAGAAGAGGAUGAAGAAGAAGAGUUUGACGAGCAUGACGACCAAUCAGACGAAGACAAUGAAGAUGACAGUGUUGGGGACGAGAAAACUAAAACUGAUGAUGAAGGUGCCAAGGCUCAAGCAGGAAAGGGCGCUGACAAGGGACAACAUUCGGGGCUAGUUAGGAGGAGCUCAAGACUGAAGAAUCCAUAG